AUAUUUUUGGAGCUGCUGCAACAUUUUUCUCUGGAUAUUACUCUCUAUGAACGCCUUCUAAUUUGGUUGUAAAAUGGCUAUUCAGGGUUUGUUAGCAAUUACAGAGACUAUAAUGUACUUUGUGGUUGGUAUAACAGGACUCGUCGCAGCUAUAACAGUUGGAAUUUCAAGAGAUGCCUUUAGCAGUCAGUGUAUCCUCUACAGUGAAAUCAAAUGGUGUAAUGAUACAGCAAUGGGUUUCACAGACCUGGGAAGCAACACAGCAUGUUCAUUUGCAGUUGGCAUUGAAGUUAUUGCUUCUUUAUAUGCCAUUUUGUUUGGCAUUUACUAUGUUCUCAUCAUCAUUGGCAAGGUUGAAGGAUGGAAAUUUCUAACAAUUCCCAGUAUCAUCAUCAAUGUGGCUUUCACAUUGGUCUUAUUCGUUGAAUCUUGCAUCGUCAGUGUUGGUUUUAAGCAGUUCUGUGAUGGACUCACUUCAGGGCCACAUGUAAAGGAUUGUUCGAAAGGCUCCAAAAUUUCCAACUGGAACAUACACGGACAUUGUGCAGAGAAGGACAUUACCUUCAAGCAGCAUGACCCAUACAGUGGAGAUCUGUAUUUUGGAUUCUUCACAACGGGCCAGAGUGCAUCUUGGUUUUCUGUUCUCUUCUGGUUAAUCAUCUCCAUCCUGUCCAUCAUCAGACGUGUUAGAGAUAAACCAACGUUGGAUCCAAACUCGGACAAGGCAGCCAUCACACCCAAUGCCGUCAUCUAAAAAUACUAUGACUGUCAUUGUAGUAUCUUUGUCUCAUAGCAAAAGAGAGUAAAUUUGAUUGCUUCUGUGGGCUUGUUCAUAAAGUGUUCCAGUCGUUUUUGAGUUCCUAUCACAGCAUUGGUUAUAUGAUGCUCUCGGGACUCACCUUUAUUGGUAAAUAGUUUACCGAGAGAUUACAUGUUGCUUUUAUUAGUGACUUAAAGUACGAUUAAACAUUAAAAUCUAUGUGUAUGAAACAACCCUAUAUCUGCUUUUUAUGUGACCUUUUGGUUGAGCACAAGUACAAAAAUCAAAUGCAAUUUGAUUUUACUUUUAUGU
Messenger RNA from Lytechinus variegatus (green sea urchin), 1072 nucleotides. RefSeq names its product transmembrane protein 179B-like. Bases 74 to 754 code for a protein of 226 amino acids. The transcript has 5 exons. NCBI's taxonomy places the organism in Eukaryota, Metazoa, Echinodermata, Echinoidea, Temnopleuroida, Toxopneustidae. The record is from RefSeq and is a predicted model, not a curated record.